UGUAAGACCACUACUGAGUCCAGGGCAACACUUUGAGGAAUCAUCAAUACCUUUUUUUUUUUUGUUCAAUAAGGUCCUCCAGUUGCUGCGCACCAGAAUAUUUCGCCUGGUCUUGACAGGUGGUGGGGCGAGCCAAACCCAACAGCAGCCAACGAUCAGCGCGCGGAAGGCAUCCAAAUCGCCGGGAAUACCUGGCUAUACCGCCGCGCAUGUAAAAUCUGGUUGCCAUCUGUCGCAGCGGAAGAUAGGCGCAGGUUUGACGAACGCGUCAAGAUGGGGUUGGGGGUUCUCGAGGACCGGGUCAUGGACCACGUCCCAGGGACGACCAGAUACUUCGACGACCCGGAAAGACCACAGUAUGCCGCCGACGGCGUCGAGGGCCUCAAGUGCGACACCAGCGGGCCGGUGCCCGUCAUCCUGGUACCGCAGCCGUCCGACGAUCCGAACGAUCCCCUCAACUGGCCGCUCUGGAAGCGCGACCUCAUCACCUUCAUCCUCUCCAUGGUGGCCAUCUUCGCCACCUGCCUCGGCCCGAUCCUCGCCGCAAACACCGUGACUCUGGGCCUUUACUACACCACAUCUUUCGCCAAGAUCGCCGAGUUGACGGGCUGGUACCUGCUGGGCGUCGGCAUUGCCGCCUUUUUCUUUGUGCCUUCGGGUCGCAUCUGGGGCAAACGCCAUCUGUUUGUCGGGGGCACGCUCCUGCUGGUGGUGACGGCGGCAUGGGGCGGAGCGUCGCAGGGUGAGGGCAACUACCGCAGCAUGGUGGCCGCGAGGGUCUUUCAGGGCAUCGCUACGGCUCCCUUUGAGUCCCUGGUCAACGCCGCGGUGGGGGACUUGUACUACGUUCAUCAACGCGGAAUCCGCAUGGCCUUCACAAACCUCGCCGUCUUUGGCGGCGCCUUCUUCACCCCCAUUCUCGUCGGCAAGAUUACCAACACCAUCGGGUGGUGGUGGACUUUCUACCUGGUGGCCAUCUUCUGUGGCGCUUGCUUCCCACUCGUCUUCCUCUUCUGCCCGGAGACGGCAUACCGUCGAGACACGGUGUUGAACCUUGACCUGCUGGACAAGGAGAACCCGGCGAAUGCUCGCGCCGCCAAUCCCGGAACACCGGAAGACGCGGAGAAGUCGGGCCAGAGCAAUGGGGGGGUCUCGGCGGUGAAGACGGACGAAGAAGCCAACACGGGGCCCGAAGCCAACGGGGCCGCGAGUACCGCAGCACCGGUCUCUGCCAAAUCAGCUACCAGGCCAAAGGCGACAUUCAAGCAGUCAUUGGCUCUCUUCAACGGCCGCAAAACUGACGAGACGUUCUGGAAACUCCUUCUGCGGCCUCUCCCGCUGUUCCUACAGCCUGCCUUCCUCUGGGCUUGCUUGAUCCAAGGACUGAUGAUCGGUUGGACUGUCUUCAUCGGCGUCAUCAUGGCCCAGUUCUUCCUCGGCUCGCCGCUAUGGUGGGGAGAGGUCAAGACGGGUUACGCCUACACGGCAGCCUUCAUUGGCGCCAUUGUCGGCUUCGUCAUCGCCGGAGCGCUGUCCGACUGGAGCGCGCGUGCCAUGACCAAGUGGAACAAUGGCAUCUACGAGCCCGAAUUCCGCAUUCUGCUCGUUAUCCCUCAGCUCAUCAUCGGCUGCGCUGGUCUGUACGGCUUCGGUACCACCAUUGACGGACUCUUGUAUGAGAAAUACCACUACGCCGUCCCGUUGACCUUCUUCGGCCUCGAGGUCGCCGGCAUGGUGAUUGGUGCCGUCGCGAGCUCCUUGUACAUUGUCGAUGCUUACCGCGACUUGUCUAUUGAGGGCUUCACCUGCAUGAUCAUCUUCAAAAACGUAUUCAGUUUCGCCCUCACCUUUAGGGCUUUCGAUUGGCUCGUUGCAAGCAACACAAAGGCCGAGCCCUUGUUCAACAUUGUCGCUUCGAUUCAGGUGGCUGUCUGCGUGCUCAGCAUACCCAUGUAUGUCUUCGGCAAGCGAAUCCGAAGUUUCUUUCACCGCCACGACUUGCUAGAGGCCUUCGGGGUCCGGUAAACGAUAAGGUCCUGAGCAUUUGGGAUCAUGCGUUAUUGUGGACCGGACGUUCCUGCGUCAGAAUCGAAAACUAAGGGAGCUUGGAAACGGUCUCUUAUUGCAUCAUCAUCUUACGACAUUUUGCGAUGCUACGUAUCUUACUUAAUCUAAUGUCUCCUUACUUUCGGCGGAUAACUCGGCGAGUGUUGUCGACGGUUGUCGGAUGCGCCGAUCGACCAAACAGGAUUGUUGAGGUUCGCUCUGC
Messenger RNA from Thermothelomyces thermophilus ATCC 42464, 2269 nucleotides. RefSeq lists its product as uncharacterized. The coding region runs from base 274 to 2025 and encodes 583 amino acids. The transcript is spliced from 5 exons. The record is from RefSeq and is a predicted model, not a curated record. Gene Ontology annotation, biological process: transmembrane transport. Gene Ontology annotation, molecular function: transmembrane transporter activity. Lineage: Eukaryota; Fungi; Ascomycota; Sordariomycetes; Sordariales; Chaetomiaceae.